This is a messenger RNA of Linum trigynum, 789 nucleotides long. Lineage: Eukaryota; Viridiplantae; Streptophyta; Magnoliopsida; Malpighiales; Linaceae. The record is from the annotation of a GenBank genome assembly.
AUGAUUGAGAAUUGUAGGUCCCCGCAUUUCAUUCCUUCCUCCUCUAAACAGAGGCCGAAGAGCAAAUUCAAGCUUGGUGAUACUUUUGCUUGCACGCAUCCAAUGUCUUACCCACUCAGUCACAGAAUCACCAACAGCAGCUACCAGUCCACUGCUCUACCUUCCUCCUUCGUCAAUCCCACCCUUCAGCGUCCCGUUAGGCUUCCCAUCUCCAUUCUCGGGUUUUCCAGAAGGAUUUACAUCCAUGAACUGAACGGUGGCGCUCCAGCUCGACUCCCUUCGCCGCCGCUUCUCUGCUCAAUCAAAGCCGACAACAAUGCUUAUGAUCCCAGGGAGUCAGGAAACAGUCAUAACCACGAAGGUUCGGUGGAAAAGGAUGACACUGGUCAAGGGUCAUUCACUUUCAACUCGAAGGAGGUAUUGAAGAAGCUAAGAAGAUAUGGAGUUUCUGGUGUGUUAGCUUAUGGGCUCCUGAAUACUGCCUACUACCUGACAACCUUUCUUUUUGUCUGGUUAUAUGUUGCUCCGGCUCCUGGAAAGAUGGGGUUUUCUGCUGCUGCUGAAAGGUUUCUCAAAGUGAUGGCCAUGGUAUGGGCUGGAAGCCAAGUUACUAAAGUUGUUCGAGCAGGAGGGGCUCUUGCUCUUGCACCUUUUGUUGACAGAGGAUUGUCAUGGUUCACUGCCAAAUUCAGGUUCGAGAAUCAAGGAAAGGCGUUCGCUGUAAUUGCUGGAGCCUGUUUUGGAAUCGCCAUACUUCUAUUCCUCGUUGUGACAUUACUCUGGGCAUAA